AUGUCUUUCAUGAUACUGAACCCUCUGCAGUACGACGACGACGGCAGCCUGCUUCCACGGUUGGGUCUUCCGGACUGGUUAGCUGGGGUGUUGAACGUGGAUAUGCCGAAAUCGGCAGUUUAUGUCGAGGAGACAGAGGACAUUGACGCUGCCGCCAUGUUCAUCAUCCUCGUCGUCCUCGUCGUCCUCGUCGCGGUCCUCUUCUCCGUCGUCGUCACGGUUUUCGUCCCGGUCCUCGUCUCGAUCGUCAUCUUGGUCGUCGUCUCGGUUGUCGUCUCGGUCCUCGUCCCGGUCGUCCUCGUGCUCAUCAAGUUCAUCUUCGCCAUCGCCGUCGAGACAACAUCAGGGCCUUCUCGUUCCAGGCGGAAGCGAGAAGCCAGCAGCUUCGAAUCACCCAGUGUAGACGACGAGUCGUCCACAUCCGAGGAGAGCGAAGCGGGCCCAUCGCGGCCCAGGAAGUAUCGACGCAAGCAGGAGGAUGACGACGACGACUUCAUCCCGAACUGGGAGUCUCUCGGGCCUGUCGCUGGGCCUUCCCGUCUGGCAGGGAGCACUGCACCAAGAUGUACCACAUCUACUCGAGGUCGCAGGCGCGCAAGGAGGGCGCAGACGAUGAAGAGGGCUGCUGUACCGACCUCGACACCGGAAGAGGAUGAGGACCUGAGGGAGGAGACUAUAGGUGGGUCAGUGCAGGUCUGGUACUGCCUGUACCACGACUGCGACUGGGUGUGGCGGAGUGAUGGUAAACAGCACGAGGCAGACCGGAUGCGACACAUGGUGACGCAUUGGCUGGCGCACGAGCGUUGUUUACGGUUGUCACGGGAGCGCGACACAGUAGCGUCACGUGUGUUUAUCAACUCUUCCUCCAACCACGAUGUCUGCAUCUCAGCUACGGUGUCUGUGUUUAUUAUCGUCCUUGAACGCGCAUCAUCCAUCCUCGGAAGAAGAACUCCUUUUAUUCAACCUCCCGUUGGUGGACGACCCCUCUCAUGGGAUGGAAGGCUGGUGUACACGACUUCAUGGGAAGUUGGCGACCGCCUAGGAGAUGAAGACUUGGUUCAAUUUCAUCGUGUCGCAAUAGGUUGCGGUCGCUUACUACGCGGAACCCGGAAGAUGAUCUUAGAGGUUACUGGACUACAUGGCCAUGUGUUCCGUCACUUUGUUGGUAGAGCCCGCGGGAAGUUUGUUGGUAGAUCCAGCUGCUACCCCCCUCCUCGACGUUGGAAAUUGAGUGUAUGUGUGUGUCCGUUGGCGAAGACUCCCCAGUCGCUCUCAUUUUCAUAG
This is a messenger RNA of Sparassis crispa, 1284 nucleotides long. RefSeq lists its product as hypothetical. The transcript is spliced from 10 exons. The record is from RefSeq and is a predicted model, not a curated record. The coding region runs from base 1 to 1284 and encodes 427 amino acids. Lineage: Eukaryota; Fungi; Basidiomycota; Agaricomycetes; Polyporales; Sparassidaceae.